This is a messenger RNA of Sinocyclocheilus rhinocerous, 1267 nucleotides long. RefSeq names its product endothelial cell surface expressed chemotaxis and apoptosis regulator (gene ecscr). NCBI's taxonomy places the organism in Eukaryota, Metazoa, Chordata, Actinopteri, Cypriniformes, Cyprinidae. The transcript is spliced from 11 exons. The record is from RefSeq and is a predicted model, not a curated record. The coding region runs from base 251 to 1051 and encodes 266 amino acids.
UCUCAGCAGGGCUUUGUAAUACUAUGUGCACUCCCUCGUGUGUUACUAUUAUAUCCAACAGGAAACAGAUUUGGACAUACUGGUUAAUGCUUCAACCAAACUCACUCGCUCAAGAAUAUUUCCAUAGUUGUUCGGCUUUGUUUUUCAUUUUUUACACAUACAUAAGUACUGUAAUUAUUUCCUGAUAUCUGGGAUACAUACGACCGGUCCUGUGUAGGUGGAUGAGAGUAAAACCCAUUUGGAUUGAGACAUGGAGCAGCUCUUUUUUCUUCUCAUUCCCCUGUUUGCAUCUUCAUCCAUAAUCUCAGCAGGAAAUGACCCAAGCAUACCAACUACAGUACCUCCAAACACAACUGCUAUGUCUCCAUGGUCUGUUGUUUCAAGAACAGAAGUCCAAACUGAAAAAACUGUGAGCACAACCACAGCUCCUGUAUAUUCUAGCCACACAGGCAGUACUGAUGGAUCCAGCCUCUCUUCGCAUACCACAUCAGGACAGUCCAUCAUCACCAGCUCCAUGUUAACCACACUAAAAUCCUACACUGACACAACUCUAAAUUCCACCUCAUCCCCAGCGGCCAAAAUAACAGGCAGUACUGAUGGAUCCGGCCUCUCUUCGCAUAACACAUCAGUGGGUGUUUCUCUGCUUCCAAAGACUUCAACAACCGCUAAUUCAAACAUCAGCAUGUCAGAGGUGACGGCAACACCUUCACAGGCACCAGACAGCGGUCUCACUUUGCUCGCCUUUGGUGUGAUGAGUCUUAUACUCAUUUUAAUUGUUGUCAUGGUGGUCUUGGUGACCGCUAUCAACCUCAGGGGACGGUGUAGAAAUACUAAACAGCAUGAGGGUAUUAAAAGCUGUGAUUCUGUGGUGUCUGACAGCAACAUGACCAGCAACUGUGAGAAAGAGAGCAUCACUCUUGUCUCUGUGAGGACAAUAAACACAGAAAACAAUACAGAUUCUCCCCAGAUGUCUUCAGUUCGUAGCACUAUAGUGGAUAAUGAUGACCAAGAAUUUACCAGAGACCUGCUGGGCAUCAAAGACGGACUGUGAUUUUACUCAGUUCGUAGUGCACGAGAUUGGAGGCUGCAUACUCUAUUUAUACUAUUAAAUGAAUGUGAAUUAAUGUGCCUUUAGCUAAUGGUCAGUGUACAGACCACACAUCAUGUUUAUGACAUGCAUUGGUGCACUCACUGCAUUUAAAAUAUCUCAUGCUCUCAUAUAUUAAACAUGACACAUCCUUCAUUGAUAAAUAAAAUGUCACUUUUG